Messenger RNA from Chlorella variabilis, 702 nucleotides. RefSeq lists its product as hypothetical. The record is from RefSeq and is a predicted model, not a curated record. Gene Ontology annotation, molecular function: metal ion binding; RNA binding. The transcript is spliced from 4 exons. The coding region runs from base 1 to 702 and encodes 233 amino acids. NCBI's taxonomy places the organism in Eukaryota, Viridiplantae, Chlorophyta, Trebouxiophyceae, Chlorellales, Chlorellaceae.
AUGGACGACUUCACGUUCGACUUUGAGCGCGGCCUGGAGUCUCAGCCGGCGCAGAGGGGCUACCAGGCAGCCGACGAUGGCAUGGGCGGGCGGGGCAACGCGGAGCCCAAGCCUCGCAACUACCGCCAGACCGUGUGCACCUACUGGCUGCGUGGGCUGUGCAUGAAGGGCGACACGUGCGGUUUCCUGCACCAGUUCGACCCGGAGCGCAUGCCCGUCUGCCGCAGCCUGCUCAAGUUUGGCGUAUGCAAGGAGCCGGACUGCCCCUACAAGCACACCCUGGAGGCGAUCAAGGAGUGCAACAUGUACAAGCUGGGGUUCUGCAUCUACGGGCCCGCGUGCCGGUUCAAGCACACGCGGCAGCUGGCGCCGCCGCCCGACCCAGAGACGCUGGAGGCGGCCAAGCCGCGGGAGCAUCGCAACCUCAACAUAGUAGCCAACCAGGCCAACGAAAACAUCAUGCCGGAGCGGGAGGCGCGCGGCCCGCGGCGGCCGCGGCCCGGCGGCGACGGCGGCGGCUACAUGGCGCUGCCCGGCGCGGGCGGCGGCGGCGGCGCGGGGCCCUCCGCAGUGCAGCAGUACGCGGGGCCGGGCGGCGCGCGGCAGCCGGGGCAGCAGUACGGCGGGCAGCAGGCGCCGGGGUAUGCAGACUCGGCGCUGCUGGCGGCGGUCGGGCAGGCGGAUCUGCGGUACGGCUUCUGA